Paramormyrops kingsleyae is the source of this 4505-nucleotide messenger RNA. RefSeq names its product myelin transcription factor 1-like. The record is from RefSeq and is a predicted model, not a curated record. Gene Ontology annotation, molecular function: DNA-binding transcription factor activity, RNA polymerase II-specific; zinc ion binding; RNA polymerase II cis-regulatory region sequence-specific DNA binding. Gene Ontology annotation, biological process: regulation of transcription by RNA polymerase II. Lineage: Eukaryota; Metazoa; Chordata; Actinopteri; Osteoglossiformes; Mormyridae. Gene Ontology annotation, cellular component: nucleus.
AGUUAAGUUGGGGUCAAUUCGUGGUAAGGCCAUUAACAAAAGUAUCUAUGAGAAAUCUUAGUGAGAUUCUCUUCUUUAGUAGUAUAGUAGACCACAUGUCCUUUGUGUUUGUUUUGAAUGGUCAUUGUUGAGGAACGCUUGGGAGGUGUGUGGUCGUGAUUGGCUGUAAAAGUGGCUUCUCGGGCUCGUCUACUGACUUCUUGUCUCUGAUUGGUUUGAGUAAGUGAGCCCCGCCCUGACUGGUAACUUGUCUUCUUACACGCGCAACUUUCGCAAGAACUAAGUAACUUCUUAGUAGUUGAUGGUGGUUUGCAGAAAAAAAACCACCGCAAAGAUGAGGCUCUGUGGAACUUUUCUAGAAAAUGAGUUCCGAGGCAAGCUGCUGAAUCAGAGGUGGACAAGGGGGGAAAAGAUCAGCAGCUGCAGGUCAUCAAGGGGCCUGCAGAGGGCGCACAUCAAAAUGAGCUUGGCCGGCGACGACAAACGAACACGGACACGCUCUAAAGGGACCCGAGUGCCUGUUGAACUCAUAGGACAAGACUUAAGUGGCCUUAGCAGCCCACCGCCCCGUAAGAGGAAGAAUCAGGAGGCGGAGUCAGAGGCAGAGUCAGACCAGAGCCGACCCAACUCCAAAAAGAAGGCCAACCCUCUGAAGCUGGCCUUAGACGAGGGCUACAGCGUGGACAGUGACGGGAGCAGCGAGGAGCCGGAUCCGAGAGAAGAGGAGCAGCAAAGGGAAGAGGAGCAGCGAAGGGAAGAGGAGCAAGCCGAGGCAGGAGAAAGAGCAGCGGAACCAGAGCUUGCCGAAGAAGGACAGCCACCGAUGGAACACCUAAGCGGAGAGAAGUGUAAAGAGGCAGAACCCUCACCUGCUGGAACCUGCGGGGCCGUACUCUCUGGCCAGGGCCACACUGAACAAUACUCCAGCCGUCACGAGAUGGCAGCCAACUCACUGCUUCACCUUGGCCAGGUUGCUGAAGCAUGUGACGCCAACAGCAGGCCCAUGCCCCUCCAGCUACCGCCCCCCCAGGAGAGGGACAGUCAGGAAGUGACUGCGAUGACCGAGGAGAAGGAGGAGGACAUGACACAUUCACCCUUGGCAGACAGGGCAGAUGGGCAAGCUGGGAAGGGUGAGGAGCAAGAAGAGGAAGGCGAUGGAGAGGAAGAGAGUCAACGUGCAGGCCAGAAAGACAACUCAGACCACCAAUACUUCAGUGGCGGCUACUCAAAUGUACCAGGGGACAGAGUGCAGCCUGGGGAGAACCUUGCAGAGGAAGAAGAGGAUGAUGAAGACGAGGAAGAAGGCAAUGAAGAUGGCGAUGGGGAGAACUGUGCUGAGCCUUCUGUUAGCAUCAGUGGUGUGACAACUCCGGGGUCUGAGAUGGUAACACAGGAUAGAGGGGGCCAGCUCCCUUUCGCUGAAGAGGACUACGUUUCCCACAAGGCCAUGCCAUCCAUGGUUAUUGAAGUGCGGUCAGAGGGCUCAGAGAGAGAGGAGGAGGAGGAGGAAGAUGAUGGGGAGGAAGAGGAGGAAGAUGACGACGAGGAUGACGAAGAUGGCGGCCCGUCGCAGCAAUCCGUCCUUUCAGAUGAUAUAGAAAUGUAUGACAUGAGACGGGGUAACCUGGGCCUCCUGGAACAGGCCAUCGCCCUCAAGGCCCAGCAGGGGUCAGACACGCCCAGGCAGGGUCACGGGGACGAGCAGAUGGGCAAACGCACCGACGGCCAGCGCAAGGGUUACUCCUUUGGCAAAGAAAGCUCUCGGGCAGAGAAAAAGGAGGUCAAAUGCCCCACCCCUGGCUGUGAUGGAACGGGUCACGUGACCGGACUGUAUCCCCACCACCGCAGUCUGUCUGGCUGCCCCCACAAAGACAGGAUACCCCCAGAGAUCCUGGCCAUGCAUGAGAAUGUGCUGAAGUGUCCAACGCCUGGCUGCACAGGACAGGGACACGUCAACAGCAACCGCAACACCCACCGGAGUCUGUCAGGGUGCCCCAUUGCAGCAGCAGAGAAGCUGUCCAAAACUCAUGAGAAACAGGUGACACCCCAACCCGCAGGGAGCCCUCAUUCGGACAGGGUCCUCAGGCCAAUGUGCUUUGUAAAGCAACUGGAGAUCCCCCAGUAUGGCAGCUACAGGCCCAGCACUCUCCCCGCCACCCCUCGGGCCAACCUGGCCAAGGAGUUGGAGAAGUACUCCAAGGUCUCCUUUGACUACGCCAGCUUCGACGUCCAGGUCUUCGGGAAACGGAUGCUCGCUCCGAAGCUGCAGCCAGGAGAGAUGUCACCGAAGGCACUGAAAUCCAAACCGUCUCCCAGCCACAGCCUACCGGGCGGCUACGCCAAGUCCUCCUCGUCCUCUUCUUCCUCCUCCAGUGGGUAUGACUACUCUCACGAUGCAGAGGCUGCGCACAUGGCCGCCACAGCUAUCCUCAACCUGUCCACACGCUGCUGGGAGAUGCCGGAGAACCUCAGCACCAAGCAGCAGGAUGCCGUCGGCCAGAGCAUGGACAUCGAGGUGGAUGAGAAUGGCACGUUGGACCUGAGCAUGAAGAAGCCUGUCAAGAAAGAGGGCUCCAGUCCUGGGGUGCUGUCCCCAGAGCCUUCCUCCUCUUCCUCAUCCUCCUCCUCACAGACCCCAGGCAGUAGUGGAAUAAACGCUUCGUCUCACUCAGGACACACCCACAAGCAGGAGGAGUGGGAGGGGCCUCUGGACUAUACCACACCCAAUCGCCAACGAGAGGAGGAGACAGAGGAGGCACAGCAGGCCGAGCAGUCUGAAGCUGCAUCAGAUGACGAUGAGCACGAGAUGAUGGAGGACAGCCUGGAAGACAGGAAGUACCCCGGCGAGGUCACCACACCCACCUUCAAGGUCAAAUUCCAGCCCAAGGACAACAAGAAAGACAUUUUGCUGUGUCCCACUCCAGGCUGUGAUGGAAGUGGUCACAUCACUGGAAACUAUGCAUCUCACCGCAGCCUGUCUGGCUGUCCUCUUGCUGAUAAGAGUCUGCGGACCCUCAUGGCAGCCCACUCUGCUGAACUCAAGUGCCCCACUCCAGGAUGCGAUGGUUCAGGUCACAUCACAGGAAAUUAUGCCUCCCACAGAAGUCUGUCUGGGUGUCCACGUGCUAAGAAAGGAGGGAUGAAGACCACACCAACCAAGGAUGACAAGGAAGACUCGGAGCUUAUUAAAUGCCCAGUGCCAGGCUGCGACAGUCUGGGCCACAUCAGCGGCAAGUACGCCACCCAUCGCAGCGCCUACGGUUGCCCUCUGGCGGCGCGUCGGCAGAAGGACGGCAUACUCAACGGCUCCCCCUUCUCGUGGAAGUCUUUCAAGACCGACGGCCCCACCUGCCCCACCCCAGGCUGCGAUGGCUCGGGACACGCCAACGGGAGCUUCCUCACCCACCGCAGCCUCUCUGGCUGUCCCAGGGCAUCCCUAGCCAAGAAGAAGGCCAAAUGUCCAGGAGAGGAGUACCUAAGCACCAAGUUCCGCUCCAGCGAUGUUCUGGAUAAUGAUGAGGAUAUCAAACAGUUGAACAAAGAGAUCAAUGAGCUGAACGAAUCCAAUAACGAGAUGGAGGCGGACAUGGUCAACCUUCACACGCAGAUCUCCUCCAUGGAGAAGAACCUGAAAAACAUGGAGGAGGAGAACAAGGCUAUCGAGGAGCAGAACGAGGCACUCUUUGUGGAACUGUCAGGCCUCAGCCAGGCGCUGAUCCGCAGCCUCGCCCACAUCCGACUCCCCCACAUGCAGGAGCCAAUCACAGAGCAGAAUUUUGACACCUAUGUGGACAGACUGAUGGAUAUAUACACCAACAAGGAGUGCUACCAGAACCCUGACAACAAGGCUUUGCUGGAGACCAUAAACCAGGCUGUGAAAGGGAUCAAGGUCUAGAGAAUAUGACAAGGAAAUGAGAGAGAGUGAGAGAGACAAGGUAUGGGAUACACAGAUGGCCAAAUGGCAAAUAAAAAAGGGCAUUCAGGUUAUAUAUGCGACUGUAGAAUUCCUCCAAAGUUAAAGAGCAUUCUGAGAGAGAAUUAAAUACAAAAAAACCCAACAGGACCAAAAUCCAUACUUGCUGCUCUUCAUUUUCAGGGGCUUGGCGGAACAAACCAAAUUUUUCUCUUUUUCAGUUUCAAAUGUUAUUUUCUCUUCCACAACUUUUUGAGGAGAUGGUUUGUCAAGAACAAAGCGCGCAGACCUGAUGCAGGAUAUGGGAUUUAGCCUUACAGACAAAGAGGACUACAUAUCACGCCCCAGCUCGUCGGAUUGGGUGGGAGCAGAAACCCAGCACUCUCAGAUUUAGGAUCUUAUGCCCUUGAUGUAGCUGCGGUGCACAGCAGCUUCCUUUCCGCCACACUUACACGAAGACCUCCAGCGUAGCGUUUGGCCUCAACAGACUCAAUGACAUGCACCUCGGCCUUAAACUCCUCAUUUACCUGCCUGUCUGUGCUGCCUCUUUGUAGCUCUCUUCCACACCGUAGCGGCGUUCCUGCAUUUUGGG